Messenger RNA from Arabidopsis lyrata subsp. lyrata, 3023 nucleotides. RefSeq lists its product as uncharacterized. Gene Ontology annotation, biological process: DNA-templated transcription. The record is from RefSeq and is a predicted model, not a curated record. Gene Ontology annotation, cellular component: nucleus. Lineage: Eukaryota; Viridiplantae; Streptophyta; Magnoliopsida; Brassicales; Brassicaceae. The coding region runs from base 274 to 2844 and encodes 856 amino acids. The transcript is spliced from 5 exons.
UACGGUUACAAAGCACUUUGUGGCUAUUAGAGACACUAAUUAAUUAUAUCUCCAGAAUUGGCUUUUAUAAGUUAAUCUAAUAAAGUUGUUGAUAAAAAAAAAAAAAAAAAUUAUAGUGUUGACACACAUCUCUCUCACAUGCCUCUCUAAGUUCCAUUUAGGGUUUUCUUCUUCACUAUACACUCAUGGUCUUCUCUUUCCAAUCGCCGCCUCUGAUCUCUCUUCCUCGCUUCUCAGAUUAGCUUUUUGUUUUGUUACAUUGAUUUGCCUGUUAUGUCCAACAAUCUCUCGCCUCAGCAUUGUUUACAAAUGGGUCAAUUCAUCAAUGUUGACACUACUCCAGACCUGACUUCUAAUCAGAUCUCUGGUGGGAGGCAGGAUUUUCAUGUAAUGUUGCCUAGUGCUGUUGGUUUAGGAUCAGUUAAUAUGGAUACAACUCUGUUAUCCGGUAAGCGGAAAUCUCCGUUGCAGCAAUCUGUGCCAAAUAAACGGAUGGUACUACCUAUGGAACAUAGACCAUGGGCGUCUGCUCCAAUGCAGGUGCAGUUAUCUUCUGUUUCCCCCAGGACACAGUAUUUGCCUGCAUCAUUUGUUAGUAAGAAUAGUUCUGUUUCUUGUAAUAAACCCGGUAAGCAAACUGCGGCGAGAAAACAGACUUCGCAGAAACCGAUGUUGCUGAAACCUCAGAGUGAAUCAUCUGGAUCUGUUAGGUUUAAAAUGAGAGAAUCUUUAGCUGGUGCAUUGGCAAUGGUACAGUGUCAUAUGGAAGUUCCUAAAGAGUCGAAAAGGUUAGAUAGUGAGACUGUAGGUAAUCCUCUCGAAGUUCAUGUUAGUGAGCCAGUGUCAGCUGCUUCUGGAGUUGAUGUGAUGGUAUCUAAUGGGAGCACAGAGAUUCUGACCCUCAGUGAUCCUAGUACUUUAGAAGGUGUCUCUGUUCAGACUGUGUUACCGGAGAUUUUGACUAUCACCAAGACAACUGAUGCCCAAGAAAUUAUUGCACAAGAACCUGAGGCUUUAAAACCGUUUGUGCAAGACAAUGUUUCAUAUAGUGACAAUGUGUUUUCAAAAGAUGAUCUUUUGCAAGGGAAUGACCUCUCUUGGGCUCUUGAGUCGGAUAUUGAUUUUACUGUCAAUUGUCGAAAUGAUAUGAUUGGAGCAAUGGCUAAUGAUGGGAGUCAGGAGAAAUUGUUACUGGAUCCACAAGUUUUGGCAUUUGAAAUAGAGGCAGAACUGUUUAAGUUAUUUGGUGGUGUGAAUAAGAAAUAUAAAGAGAAAGGAAGGUCUCUCUUGUUCAAUUUUAAAGAUAAGAGUAAUCCUAAACUCAGGGAAAAAGUUAUGUAUGGAGAAAUUGCAGCAGAGCGAUUGUGUUCCAUGUCAGCAGAGGAACUUGCUUCAAAGGAACUAGCCGAGUGGCGACAAGCAAAAGCAGAAGAGAUGGCUCAGAUGGUUGUUCUGCAGGACACAGAGGUGGAUAUCAGAAGCCUGGUAAGGAAAACACACAAAGGAGAGUUCCAAGUGGAAGUUGAACCAAUGGAUAGUGGCUCAGUAGAGGUCUCUGUUGGAAUGAGCUCGCUUAAUUGGUCUCGACCAAAGAAUAUCAAGAAGAAAACCCCUUCCAUUACUAAAACACUUGGAAUCAAGAAGGAAUUGAAUGUCUCUGAUGAGGGCAAUGGCGCAAUAAAUGGAGUCACAAUAGAUGAUGAGAUGCAGGCUGCCACUGUAUCUCUUCCUUCAAUUGUGUCUCUUGAUGAAUUCAUGUCAUCCAUAGAUUCUGAAUCUCCGUCUGUGUCAGAUAAUAAUGAUGCAGAGACGGUUUUAGUUUGUAUAUCACCCAAAGAAAGUGCUAAUAUUGAUCUUGGUACAUCACCAGUUAAGGCUGAGGAUGGUGACAUAGUAACGUUAAAGCCUGAUUCUGAUCUGAAAUCUGAAAUUAUAUCUGGUUUCAUACCUGAUGGUGAACGUGUAUGGGAAGGUGCGCUCCAGCUAAGUGCUUCUACUGUGAGCUCUGUCAUCGGCAUUCUAAGAAGUGGUGAAAAGACUACUACUAAAGAGUGGCCUAUGUUGCUUGAGAUCAAGGGUAGAGUCAGAUUAGAUGCAUUUGAGAAAUUUGUUCGAGAGCUCCCAAAUUCCAGGAGCCGUGCUGUUAUGGUUAUGACUUUCGUCUGUAGAGAAGAGUGCUCAAAGACAGACCAAGAGAUCAUUUCCGAGGUGGUGGAUUCGUACGCUAAAGAUGAGAGGGUGGGUUACGCAGAACCGGCUUCAGGAGUUGAGCUAUACCUAUGCCCAACCCGUGGGAGAACCCCAGAGAUUCUAAACAAGAUUGUUCCGAGAAACCAACUCGAUUUCUUGAAAUCUUUAAAUGAUGAUGGUCUUAUAGGUGUUGUUGUAUGGAGAAGACGACAAUUUAAAAAACCACCACUAUCUAACAACUCUCACAAGAACCACCGUGAAAUGGGUUCUUCAGUAACCACAUAUAAUAUGUCUCGUUACAUUAACAUGCUACAGGUCAACCAUGACGAUGGUGAUGAUGUGCCACCGGGGUUUGGUCCAACGACCAUGGCUCGGGAUGAUGAUGAUGACUUGCCUGAAUUUAACUAUUUUUCUGGUGGAGAUGUUGUCAUGAACCGGAUGAGCCGGUCUGUAUCUGUGAGAGAGCUUAUUCAAAAAUAUGGAAAAUCUGAACCUUUGAGUAACCUAAGUUAUAAUGAUAAUGACAAUGAUAUACUACCAGAGUGGCAGGCUCAAUCGAACCGGACUCUUGGGGUUAAUCAUGUAAAUGGUGGCUCGAUGGUUAGACCAUGUAGUGAGUGGUGGUCUCAUCAGGAUGGCAGAGGAGGAUAUUAAUCGCUCUUUGUUUCAUCACCUCAGCAAUUUUGUUUUUGUUUUGCUUUUUCUGUAGCAGGCAACAUAAAUGCUCUUCCAAACUUUUUGAUUUUAUUUUCUCUCAGGUCAUUGAAUUUGGCAUUUUGUUAGUAAGAUGGGCCUUCUCGGCCCGCUAAUAUAUUGCUCAUUUGCGUUGUGUA